This is a messenger RNA of Tetrahymena thermophila SB210, 3267 nucleotides long. Its product is annotated as kinase domain protein. Gene Ontology annotation, molecular function: GTPase activator activity; small GTPase binding. Lineage: Eukaryota; Ciliophora; Oligohymenophorea; Hymenostomatida; Tetrahymenidae. The record is from RefSeq and is a predicted model, not a curated record. Gene Ontology annotation, cellular component: perinuclear region of cytoplasm; cytosol; nucleus. Gene Ontology annotation, biological process: nucleocytoplasmic transport; activation of GTPase activity. The transcript is spliced from 30 exons.
AUGGAACAUUUAAAAAAAAAUAAUUACAACAAAUGUUCUAUUCAUCCAAACCAUGACCUCCUAUUAAUGAGAUUAGAUAAUGAAGAGGAUUAGUAAGUGCUUAAGUGUAUCAAGUGCUUUGAUUCAAAAAAAUUCAAAAAGUUUAUUCCUCUUGAAACAUUACAAGAAAGCAAAAAUGAAACAAUAUUUAAAGGCUGGCCAAUAUUUGACGAUGAGUUAUUUUACUCUAAGCUUAUUGAAAUAUCUUAAAAACCUUCACAAUUAAAAGAAAAUUAAUAAAAAGUUAAAACAUUUUUCAAGAAUUUCAAAUCUCAAGUUAUGUUUGAAUUAGAGGAAAAAGAAAAUUAAAUUUUAACUAACCUCGAGGAAGCUUAAAAAGUUUAUGAAUAACCUUUAAAUACUUAUAAUGAAAUCUCUUAAAAAGAAAAGCUGAAACAAAUUCUAUAAACUGAAUACGAAGACAAACAAUAACAAAAUGAAAUGCUUAAAGAGAUAAUAAAAGAAAAUAAAUAAAAAUAUUCAAUAAAUUACUAAAGAAUGAAAGAUUCUAUUGAUAACUCACAAAAAUAUGUUUUCGAUUUGAAUAAUCACUAAAAGGUAAUGAACAAUGUAAUUUGUUUAAUUAAAGAGCUUGAUAUUUUCAAUUCUUUGAAUUAGAGCUAAAAUGUUUAGGAUAAUGGUGAGAUAGAAUAAUAAAAUAAUAAAACCAACCAUCACAAUAGAAUAAAAGUGAAGAAAAUAGAACAUCUUCCAGUAUGCUUGUAUUAUAAAAACGUUCAAAUCAAAUUUAAGAAGUGCUUUUUAACAGAUGAUGAGGCUUUUAAAAUUUCUAGUGCUUUAAUGAAUUGUUAAAGAGUAACUAACUUAGAACUUAAUUUAUAAAUUUCUAAGUUGAGAAAUAUAGGACUCAAAUCAAUAGCUGAUAGUUUAAAGCAUCUGAAAGAUGUUGUUUCUCUUAAUAUUAACUUAGAGAAUAUUGGUGUUACUAAUUCAAACAUUAAAAAUAUUGCACAAUCUAUAUCAAAUAUGAAAAAUCUAAAAGAUCUUAAUCUUAAUUUGAGCUUAAAUAGGUUAGAUGUGCUAUGUUGUGAACAAAUUUCAAGGAUUUUUAGAAAUUGUUAAAAAAUAUAGCGUUUGUAUCUAAAUUUAAGUCAGAGUUAGAUUUGUGAUUAAGGUUUGACUUUUAUUGCAAGUGGAUUAUCUGAAAAUGAAUUAAUAGAAGUCUUAGAAUUAAACUUAUAAAAUAAUAAGUUUAGCUCGUAAGGAAUUAAAGAAAUUUCAGAUAGCUUGAAAAUGUUUAAACAUAUCAGUGAAUUAAAGCUAAGUUUGAUGAAUUGUAAAAUUGAUGACGAUGCAAUCGGUUUUAUUUCAAAAGCUAUAUAAACUUAUGAAAAUAUCACUAAAUUUUCCCUUAAUUUAUAUUAAAAUUAAAUUACCAGUAGCGGUGUAAAGGAAAUUGAAAAAGCUAUAAAAAACUAUAAGAAAUUAGUCAUAUUAGAUCUUAACUUAGAAUAAAACAUUAUAAGAUGUUUAGGAGCAUAUUAUAUUGCAAAGUCUAUUUAUUAAUAUGAAAAUCUUCAGAAGUUAUAUCUUAAUUUAAAUGUAACCUAUACUUAAUUAUAUGGAGUCCAUGAAAUAAUGAGUUCAAUAUAAAAUUUUCAGAAUUUAAGUUGCUUACAUAUUGAAUUUUAGUAUAAUUCAAUUGAUGAAACUGGAGCUUAAAGUAUUGCUGAUGGAUUGCAUAAAUUAACCAAACUAAUUUAUUUAAAGCUAAAAUUAAAUUCAUGUAAAAUCGGUAAAAGAGGAGCUAAUCACCUAGCUAAUGCUAUCUAGAAUUUAUAAAAUUUAAUAGAGUUAAUUCUUCAUUUAAGCUCAAGUAGUAUACAAGUUGAAGGAGCUAAUAAUAUUUUAAAGGCGAUAGAAAUAAAAAGAGGUCUUAAAUUUUUGUCUCUCAAUUUAUGUUAAAACUAACUUGAUGACUCUGCAGCCUUCAUUAUAUCUACCAUUUUAGAAAAAAAUACAUAGCUAAACUCAAUAAAAAUUUAUCUUAACAAUAAUAAUAUUAGUUCAUUAGGAGCAUCAGCUAUAGCUAAUUCUAUAGAAAAAUUAUAAAAUGUUUCAAUAUUACAUUUAUAAAUUUAAAAAAAUGUUAUUGGAGUUGAUGCAGCUAAAAGUAUUUCUAUGGCAUUAGAAAAAUAAUAAAAUAUAUCUGAAUUGUUUUUAAAUUUAUUGUAGAAUUAAAUAAAAUUAGGAGCAAAUCAGAUUAUCUAUAAAUCGAUUAAAAAUAUUUAAAAAAUUAAAUAUUUAUCCCUCUAUUUAUGUAAUGAAAGUUACGAUUUAGACUCAAUAAUAGCUUUAUCAAAUAUUUUAGAAAAACAAAAGAAAAUUGAUAAUUUCCUAAUUGAAGUUACAAAUUAAAUUGGUUUUAAUGAAGUUAAAAUGUUUACAAAUUCCAUAAAAUAGUAUAAUCUUACUAAUUUAUAUCUAGGCUUUGGCAAAAAUAUAAUUGGUAGUGAAGGAACUAAAUAUAUUUCAUAAGUUCUUUAAAAUUUCUAAAGUCUUACUUCUUUGAGUCUUCGUUUAGGAAAAAACGUGAUUUGUGACGAAGGAAUCAAAUAUAUUGCACAAGCAAUAAAAAAAUUCAAACAUAUAAUUGAAUUCUAUCUCACUGCAGAAAAUAAUUAUAUUAAUACUGUUGGAUUAAUAAACAUUGUACAGGCAAUGGGAGGAUAUUAAAAUGUUUAAUCUCUUACUCUUUAAUUUGAUUAAAAUAUGAUAGAAGAUAAUGGACUAAUGAGCCUAUCUAAUUUAAUUUAAAAAUAUAAAAGCUUGAUCAGUCUAACUCUUAGCUUCGAGAAGAAUCAAAUUUAAAACUAUGGAAUUAAAUUUAUUGUAAAAAGCAUACAAAAAAGUUAAAAUAUUUAGAAACUAGACCUUUGUUUACCGGGAUAUAUUUUUGAUGAUGAUAUGUUAGUUUGUUUGGCAACAUCAUUAGAAAAUCUAAAAAAAUUAAAAAAAUUGACUCUAAAAUCCAAUCGAAGUUAUAUUACUCCUUAUGGAUUUAACAUGAUUUGUAAUUUUGUCAAAAAUAUGCAAAGCAUUUAUGAAUUUAAGUUAGAUUUAAAAAGCUCUAAAAUAGUUGUUUUCACAAAUGUUUGGAGAAUUUAAAUUUUAUAGUUAAAAUUUUUGAAUGAAAUUGAAAUAAGUUUUAAAAAUGAAAGAUAAUUCCUUAUUGUAGAUCAAAAAUAAAUAAAUAAAUAAAUCUGA